CUGUUGAUCAGAAAAGACCACCAGACUGGUAAUGACACAGUUCACUGAUCUGACCAGGAGAAAAUAAAACUCAGCUUUCACCUCCGUUCCUACUUAAGUGGGAUGUCUGCACUGGUUUUCAGUCUACCUCAGAUACCGACACCUGUCUGCUUCAUCAGGCUGCGGGAUCCUACGAUGAUUUGGACUGCUGCUCUCCUCAUGAUUGUUGUUUCAUACGCUGCAUCAGAAGAUUACUGUUACAAUGAGCCACAAUGUGAUCCUUAUUCAUGGGGAGACACAUUCCCAUCAUGUCACCCCUUACUUGAAGAGCACCACUCUCCCAUCAACCUCGACCACCAGAUGACCAGAAAUCACUCUCUGGGGUCUGUACAUCUGGAGGGCUUCGAUGUGAUCCAAACAGGCCAAUGGACGCUGAAAAAUGACGGACACUCCGUUGUGCUGCAGGUCGGCAGUGGCAUGUCAGUGAGCGGUGGAGGUCUUCCAGAUGUGUACCACACCAUCCAGGUGCACUUCCACUGGGGAGGCCCAGCCACCAACGGCUCAGAGCACACAGUGGAGAGACGCAGAUACCCAAUGGAGAUGCAUAUAGUCAACAUGAAGUCCAUCUAUCCGAAUUUGACAGCCGCCUUGGAUGAUCCAACUGGACUUGCUGUCCUUGGAUUCUUCAUUGAUGUUGUGUAUGCAGACAAUGUGCACUUUGGACAUGUAUCACAAAAAUUGUCCUCUGUAGCUUACAAAGGCCAAACUACUAAAAUCAAGCCAUUCCCACUGAUGAGCCUUCUGCCGAAGCACAACAUGAGUCAGUAUUACCGUUAUUACGGCAGCCUCACCACCCCUCCUUGUUCCCAAGUGGUUGUAUGGACUCUGUAUGAAGUCCCCAUCUACAUCUCAUGGUCUCAACUGGCUCAGUUUACCUCACAGAUCUUCUCCACAGAGGAGGAUGCAGAGCAGGUGACACCUCUGCAGAACAACUUCAGGCACAUCCACCCUACCUUCAGCCGCAUCAUCUCUGCAUCCAAAGAUGCCAAACUCCUCACAGGGACGGCCAGUCGUCCCUUCAGGUUAUCUGUGUCAGUGCAGCUGCUUCAAAUCAUUUUACUGGGAGGCUUCAUCUCUGGACUCUAGUGCUGCGUCAAGUCCAAAUCAUGAAACAUGAAACACAACAACGGCGAACAAGGAUUAAUUCAUGUUUUUUCUGUGGUCACAGAGGUUUCUGAUUUGAAUCUGAGUUAAAGUGUAGAGUUGUCACAUCCGUAGAGAUGCUCCAGCAACUAAUACAUAUAAAAAAACAAACUGUGAAAAAGAGUACUGUAAUGUGUUGAAGUGUUACUAAUUUUUUCCUGAUUGUGCCCUGCUGUCUCUGCAGGAUUAUUUAACUCCAUUAGUGCAUUACUAACAGUGGUGAAUGGAGCACUGGUAGCAUGUGUGCAUUUAUGACUGUAGGCAUUGUACAGUAGCUUGUUUUUGAAAAGGUACAAUCCUAACAUAUAAGGUAGUUUUCAUUAGUAUUCUUUAGACUUUGGGUCUGAGAUUGUUAGAUUGUUAAAACUUGAUAAUAGUUAAAGACAAAAGAUAAAUUUAGUCAAAACUUGAGAACACAGACAAAGAGGAUAUAGCCAUGCUAGAAGGCUAAAUGCUAUGUUGUCACUUGUUCACUGUGUUAGUUUAGAGUAUUAGCAUGCUAACAUUUGCUAAUUAGCAAUAAACACAAAGUACAGUUGAGAUUGAUUGGAAUAUUGUGUAUUUUACAAGUAUUUUAUCAUAAAAUGAAGUACUGGACAAAAUAAAAAUUUUGACCUGAUGAUGGCGCUGG
Messenger RNA from Seriola aureovittata, 1813 nucleotides. It is a transcript of the gene car15, whose product is annotated as carbonic anhydrase 15. Gene Ontology annotation, cellular component: plasma membrane. The record is from RefSeq and is a predicted model, not a curated record. Gene Ontology annotation, molecular function: zinc ion binding; carbonate dehydratase activity. The transcript is spliced from 8 exons. Bases 103 to 1125 code for a protein of 340 amino acids. Lineage: Eukaryota; Metazoa; Chordata; Actinopteri; Carangiformes; Carangidae.